GCGGAGGAAGGAAUGCGGCAGGAUGCUCAUUAUUAUAGCUGUCAGUGACGACUGAGGAAAAAACAACACAGUUUUCAUGAAAGCUUUACGUGGAUAAUUAACGCCAUGUCCGCUGCAUCUGUCGCGGUGUGGCUCGGAACGGUUGUCACCAUCUUGUCGAGGUCCCAUGCAGACCGUAACGUCUACCCAUCAGCAGGAGUGCUGUUCGUCCACGUUCUGGAGAGGGAGCACUUCAAAGGAGAGUUUCCACCUUAUCCCAAAUCAGGCGAUGCCAGRGACGAUCCAAUCACUUUCAACACCAACCUGAGGGGCUACCCCGACCGGCCAGGCUGGCUGCGCUACAUCCAGAGGACCCCUCACAGCGAUGGCGUGCUCUACGGUUCUCCUACUGCAGAGCACGUUGGCAAAGCUACGAUCAUAGAGAUUACUGCCUAUAACAGACGCACGUUUGAGACGGCACGGCACAACCUGGUCAUAAACAUCAUGGCCACAGAAGAGUUUCCGCUGCCUUACCAAGCCGAGUUUUACAUCAAAAACAUGAAUGUGGAGGAGAUGUUGGCCAGCGAGGUGCUGGGGGACUUCCUCGGGGCUGUGAAAAACGUGUGGCAGCCGGAAAGGCUCAACGCCAUCAACAUCACCUCAGCUCUGGACCGCGGGGGCCGGGUGCCUCUGCCUAUCAACAAUCUAAAAGAAGGUGUUUAUGUGAUGGUCGGUGCUGACGUUCCUUUCUCGUCGUGCCUGCGGGAGGUGGAGAACCCGCAUAACCAGCUGCGCUGCAGUCAGGAGAUGGAGCCCGUCAUCAGCUGCGACAAGAAGUUCAGAGCUCAGUUUCACAUCGACUGGUGUAAAAUCUCCCUGGUUGACAUUAACAAAGUAGUCCCGGUCUACAUCACUCGUCCCGACCCGGGUACAGGGAUACUGCCUGAUUUCGGGGAAUACAACCCUCCAUCUGAGUCUCUGAAGAGCCGGGAUUACUUCUCCGACUUCCUCAUCACGCUGGCCGUUCCUUCGGCUGUGGCGCUCGUCCUCUUCUUCAUCCUCGGCUACACUAUGUGCUGCAGACGGGAAGGGGUGGCAAAAAGAAACAUGCAAACACCAGCCAUCCAGCUGGUUCAUCACAGCGCCAUCCAGAAGUCCACCAAGGAGCUGCGGAGCAUGUCCAAGAACCGCGAGAUCUCCUGGCCUCUCUCCACCCUGCCCGUCUUCAACCCAGUCAGCGGGGAGGUGGUGCCGCCCAUCCACCCAGACAACUACGAGACCACCAGCAUGCCUCUUAUGCAGACACAGGCGAAUCUGCAAAACCAAAUAACAAUACCACAACAGAGGCCAUCAGGAGAUAAUUAUGUUAUGUCGACAUUUCGACGGCUGGAGGUAAAUGGUAUUCCUGAGGAAAGGAAGGUGGCUGAAGCUCUCAAUUUAUGACCAGAAGCAUCAGGCACCACUUUCCAACAUCUGUGUUUUCUAACAUUUGUGCCAAUCUGCAUGUCUCACCAGUAAGGUUUUAUCAUUCAUGCACUUAAACCUUUAUUAGUGAGAGUACGAGAGAACAAGAGUGUAGCUGAUUAUUAUACUUUUUAAAUAUUUGUGUAUGUUUAAAAAAAGAAAAAAGCCUAUUUUUACUUGCUUUGCACAAAGGACCUAAAGAGAAAGAGAGUGUCAUGUUUUAUGUAAUGUGCCAUAUGAGAAAUAAAAUCUUUUAAAAACUA
This is a messenger RNA of Austrofundulus limnaeus, 1706 nucleotides long. RefSeq names its product sarcoglycan, epsilon (gene sgce). Gene Ontology annotation, cellular component: sarcoglycan complex; membrane. The record is from RefSeq and is a predicted model, not a curated record. NCBI's taxonomy places the organism in Eukaryota, Metazoa, Chordata, Actinopteri, Cyprinodontiformes, Rivulidae.